This is a messenger RNA of Dioszegia hungarica, 504 nucleotides long. RefSeq lists its product as uncharacterized. Lineage: Eukaryota; Fungi; Basidiomycota; Tremellomycetes; Tremellales; Bulleribasidiaceae. The record is from RefSeq and is a predicted model, not a curated record. Bases 1 to 504 code for a protein of 167 amino acids. The transcript is spliced from 2 exons.
AUGCUGACCUCGGCCGCCCUUCUCCUUUCUCUCACAUCGCUUCUCGCCGCCUCUGCGGACUCUGUGGGCUACAGCCCCAAGAUAUCCAUUCGCGCCCUCCCCAACUCAGAGAUCCACCACCUCGAGAUCUACGGCGCGCCUGCCGGGCCCGACUUCGUCAGGGAACUCGUGUUCGAGAAGGUCAACGACACCCCCUACGGCUUCAAACUCACUGCCAUCGGACUCUCCGGCCACAACGGCCAAGGUGCACCUGCCAACCCGAGUCCGCCCGCCGGGGGCUGGCAAGCGGGUACAGGGACGUUCACGUAUGUGCUUGCAGGAAAGGAUCCGAUAUCUUGUCACCUCGAGGGGAACUUUGCGCCGGGAUCGAUCCCAGAUCUGUACUGGGACUUCGCGGACCCCGCGUACGCGGAUCAGGGCGAUUGUGCGCCGGAGCAGAGCGGGAUCCGACUCAAGUGCGGCACCGAAGCCAAUCCGCAGCCGAUGAAGUGCCGUACCAAGUGA